UUUUUCGCGAUGGUUAUGAAUGAUUUGUAUAUGUCCCAAACAUUAAUUUUUUCAUUUUAAAUAAUCUAAAAGUGUUUCAAGUUAUUAAAUGGCCGUGGAAUCUUCGGAAAAAAGUGAAACUAAAUGGACCUACACGACAUAUAGAUUUAUACUGUGGGCUUAUAUGAUGAAUGAUAUAGCUGUUGUAUUUACUCCUGUGGAUAUGUCACACACGGGUUUUUACAUUUACUCGGUUUUGUAUAUCUUGUUUGCUAUUUUUAUUGGAAUCCCACUCGUUUAUUCGGAAUUGUGCAUUGCACAGUAUACAAACCACAGUAUAGUGUCUAUGUGGAAUUUUUGUCCAAUACUACGCGGUGUUGGUCAUGGUACUGUUUAUUUAAUUGUGUUGAAAACAGUCUAUAUGAUGGUACUUUCAACCUGGUAUCUAGAAUACUCAUUUCAUAGUGCUCUGGACCCACCCCCUUGGUUUUCAUGUGAUGAUUAUGGUGAUCAAAAAUGUAUGGUGAAAAAAGUAAAUGUAUCUACAUUCCAACAUUGCAUAGAGGCGCAAAAACUGUUUAAUGAAGACUGUGGUAUGAAAACAGCAAGUAGAUGUUUUUUUGACAGAGAAAUAGGAAAUAAUAAUACGAAAAACAAGAAUUGUUUGUUCAUUUGGAAGACUUUCCUAUGUGGCUUUUUAUCGAGCUCGGUAGCUCUAUCUACAAGUGGGACUUGGUACGCGACAAAAAUUGGAAUUCACAUUGAAGAAUUUGAUGACCAUUAUUGUUUUUAUAUUUUAUCACAGAGUGUUCUAACUUUUGGAACUGGAUGUGGUAUGAUAGGAUUUUUAUCAAAAAAUAUGCCAUUUCGCAGUCCCGCUCCAAUGACUGCCGUUACGACACCACUUUUGUCAAUUUUUAUUUCUCUGGUUUAUGGAAUUAUCAUAUUCAGUGGUAUUAAAACUGUUUCAUAUUAUCAUGGAGAAGAAGAAAAUGUUGUAGAAGUUGGAAAUACUAUUUUAUUCAAUCCAUUUGCAUCUACAGCUGAAAUAUUAAGUUACUUUGAUAAUUUACCCGUAUGGGGGUUUUGUUGGUUUUCGACAGUUUUUGUUUGUUUAUUCAUAAAUAUGUCUAUACACUGCCUUUGUUUAUUGGAAUUACUGACAAGCAAUUAUAAAACGGCCCAUAAGUAUAAUAACUUAAGUUGUUUUAUUCUAAGCUUCCUUAUUGGCAUAAUUUCUUGGCCGUUUUACUGUUCAGAUCUCGCAGUGGUUCUAACAGAUGUUACUCAAAUUAUUCAACUCACGAGCAACUUGUUCUUUUCCGUAGGAAUAUAUUGGAUAUACGGCUUUCAAAAGCACAAUGUGGACAUUAUAUUUAUGAUUGGUGUAAAGGCAAGUUAUUUUUGGAAAUUUUCUUGGAUAACCAGUCCGAUAUGGAUCAUCUUUAUUAUUUACACCAAAUUAAAUCACCUUCAAAUAAAUAGCAGUGAGAGUUCUUAUUAUAUUUCUUCAUUAUUCAUACACGUAGAUCAACUCUUAAUUUUUGUUUUGUGCGGGAUCUACAUUUUUAUUAUAAUUAUUGGAACGUGUAACGAAUUAAGAAGGUUUUAUAAAUACGAUACAGUGUGGAAUAUUUGUCGUCCUUAUAAAAAUUGGGGUCCUCAAGAUAAGAUUUUAUUUCGAAGUAGAAAUAUGUUCGUACCUGAGAUUAUGACAAGAGAAUUUUUAUAUAGACAAGUCAGAAUCCAUGGUUACAUAAAAAAUUACAAUAAAUUUAAACAGAAAGUCAACGUCCAAGCAGUGCAGGAACCGACAGAAACGCUUGAUUGGAGUGCCUUGACUUCUAACUAGAAAUAUGAAUCCAUAAUU
Molecule: messenger RNA, 1849 nt
Organism: Danaus plexippus (monarch butterfly)
Lineage: Eukaryota; Metazoa; Arthropoda; Insecta; Lepidoptera; Nymphalidae
Product: sodium-dependent noradrenaline transporter-like
Exons: 2
Coding region: 89-1831 (580 amino acids)
Biological process (GO): sodium ion transmembrane transport
Cellular component (GO): membrane
Source: RefSeq, a predicted model, not a curated record